CCCUUUUCUCCGCCGAGCGCCGAGCUCGGGGCCGGGGCAGCCCCAGCAUGGGGAGCCGAGGCCGAGGCAGCUGGCUCUGAAGAUGUGCGCUCCCACCCCAGGCCUCAGAAGGGUGAUGGUGCUUCUGGCUGCAGCCCUGGUGUCGGCCUCAGUCGCCGUCGGGGAAGACUGGCGAGAGGAAGGUGUGCAGUACGGCCAGGUGGGAGCGGACGUCAUCCUGUCGUGUGCCAGCCCCCCCGGACGUGCCCAGCCUCUUGUCCCCAGCUUGGAGGUGGAGUGGCGGCGGGACAGGGCGGCCGCGCUCCCAGAGGGCUGCAUCCUGCGGGAUGGCGACCUGCUGCUGCCACAGGCCAAGCUUGCUGCGGGAGGAGCCUACAGCUGCCAUGACGGGACCGGGCAGAUCCUCCGCUCCAUCUUCCUCCGGCUGGGCUACCUGCCCGGGAUCCCGUCCGUCACCUGCCGAGCUUCUGACUAUGAGAAUUUCUCCUGUUCCUGGACACCCAGCGUGGAGACGUUCCUCCCCACCAGAUACAUCACCACCUACCGGAAGAAAUUGCUGAUGGGCGACGAGAAAUGGAGGACCCCGAGCAGCCAGGUGGGGCCGUGCGUGCAGGACCCCGGGCGCCCGCGCACGUGCACUGUGCCCAAGUGUGAGUUCUGGAGCUCCUACCGGCUCAACAUCACCGAGGUGAACCCGCUGGGCUCCAGCUUUCGGCUGCUGGACGUCACCAUGCAGGCCAUCAUUAAGCCGGACCCUCCGGAAGGGCUGGUGGUGGAGCCGGUCCCGUCGGCCCCGCGGCGGCUGCGGGUCCGCUGGCAGUACCCAGCCUCCUGGCCCAAGGAGCCCCACUUCCAGCUGAAGUUCCGGCUCCAGUACCGGCCCGUUGCGCACGGCUCCUGGUCCACGGUGGAGACCGUGAACCUCUCUGAAGUCAUCACCGACGCCUUCUCCGGCCUGGAGCACGUGGUGCAGGUCGGCGCCAAGGACUUCCUGGACGCCGGCAACUGGAGCGAAUGGAGUGCCGAGGCGCGGGCCACGCCUGGGCCAGGCCUGACCGUGGCGCCAGGCGAUGAAGCCACCACUGAUGCCGGCCUGGAGAGCCCGGCCGAGGAGCCCUCGCUGGCCCCCAACCCUGAGCCCAUCGAUCGCAGCGACCCCAUGGAGAAGGUGGCCAUCCUGAUCUCACUCGGGAUCUUCGCGUUCUUCAUCCUGGCCGUGGUCCUGGGCAUCGCCAGCAUCGUCUGGCUCCGUCUGAGAAAACCCAGCAAAGACGAGACCAAGAAGCACGACUUCCUGGCAGCUGCCGUGCGCAUGAGAGCCCUGCCCAAAGCCCAGAUCUUGUAGCAGGACCUGCAGACACCGCUGCUCGCCCGCCCCGCCCAGGACUGUGCCACCCGCCCCUGCCAGCGCCGCGCCCGGACCCCAGCACAGACACUCGCUGGCGUGGAGGGAGACGACACCCGGGAGCCACAGGGACAGACAGCGGGGUCGGUGCCAUGGUCCGUCCCUGCACUGUGGGUGCUGCUGCUGGUGCCAGCGUGUGGACUUGAGCUGGAUCCGCACCCGGUGGGGACUGGCCUGGGGCUGAGGCGGGGGCAGCGCUGGGGCGUCCACGGAGCUGAGAGGGGGCACGGGGACCCCAACCCAGCCUGCUCUGCUGCCAGGUGUGGAUGGGGUCCUGGAGGAUCCAUGGACAUUGGGAGCCCAGCUGGGGGUGCCAGCGGGCGUGUGUGGGUGACACUGACCCCCACCCUCCCUGAACCCCCACCCUCCUGUGGCUGGGAGGACUCCCCCCCCCCCCCCGGGCUUGUCCGGUCCCUCGGGGCAGCGCGCCGGGAUCCCAAUAAAGGGGGUUGUGACAG
Molecule: messenger RNA, 1863 nt
Organism: Gopherus evgoodei (Goodes thornscrub tortoise)
Lineage: Eukaryota; Metazoa; Chordata; Testudines; Testudinidae
Gene: IL11RA
Product: interleukin 11 receptor subunit alpha
Exons: 13
Coding region: 83-1345 (420 amino acids)
Biological process (GO): cytokine-mediated signaling pathway
Cellular component (GO): membrane; external side of plasma membrane
Molecular function (GO): protein binding; cytokine receptor activity
Source: RefSeq, a predicted model, not a curated record